Molecule: messenger RNA, 1270 nt
Organism: Sebastes umbrosus (honeycomb rockfish)
Lineage: Eukaryota; Metazoa; Chordata; Actinopteri; Perciformes; Sebastidae
Gene: batf
Product: basic leucine zipper transcription factor, ATF-like
Exons: 3
Coding region: 261-632 (123 amino acids)
Biological process (GO): regulation of transcription by RNA polymerase II
Cellular component (GO): nucleus
Molecular function (GO): RNA polymerase II cis-regulatory region sequence-specific DNA binding; DNA-binding transcription factor activity, RNA polymerase II-specific
Source: RefSeq, a predicted model, not a curated record
AGAGAGAGAGAAAAAGAGAGAGAGAGCGGUAAAGGAAGAGAGCAUGAGCAAGAGAGUGAAAGAGAAGGAGGAGUGACAGAAAGGGAAAGAAAAGAGGGAAGAAAGAGACUCAUUAAGCCAAGUUCUUCUCAGCACUCGUUCUGCUACACAGACUCUCUCUUUCUUUCUUUCUCUCUAUCACACACUCACCACACACACAUACUACAAAACACAAAGCAGAAGUGGACGAAGACACACGGUUUCUGUCGCCGCGGUUGGCUAUGGCUCAGGGCUCUGACAGCAAUGACACAAGUUACAAGUCCCCAUCACCUGGCAGCAGGCCGAGCUCCUCAGAUGAUGCGAAGAAGGUGAUGCGGCGAGAGAAGAACCGGAUCGCUGCUCAGAAGAGCAGGAUGAGGCAAACUCAGAAAGCUGACAGCCUGCACCUGGAGAGCGAGAACCUGGAGAAGGAGAACGCCGCGCUGAGGAAGGAGGUGAAGCAGCUGACGGAGGAGGCCAAGUAUCUGUCCUCUGUGCUGACCAGCCACGAGCCCCUGUGCACCGGCCUGGCUCCUCAGACCCCCGACCUCCUCUACCCUCCUCAUCACGCCAGCUACCACCAGCACAUCACCGUACCACACUACCAGCACUGACCUGACUACCGCGGACUUGCUGCGCACCGACCUCAACGGAGAGAGAGAGACUGACUGGAGAUGUGUCUAUAAAUGUUGUUAAAGAAAACACGAACAUUAACAUGACAGGCCGAUACGUCGUCCACACAACCACAGUACGGACCCCAAAACUGUAACAAGCAGUGCUCAAAACUAUUUAUUUUGCUCGUGCUCAUCUCUUUGCUUUCACCUAUGUGAUCUAUGUGUGAAACAGCUCGAUGAGUAGAAUUAUCAACCAGUCUAUGUUUACAUUGGGAGAUGGAAAAAAACAACAACCUGCAUGUUCAGGUGACUCAGACUCAGACAGUAUUUUUGUAAAUCUUUAGUGCCAUGGAGAGCACCUUUUGUCAUCCUGUCAUGUUUUGAGAAUCUUGUGUUUAUAAAUGUGUUUUCAGUGUGUAAAUAUCAAUAAUGCUCAGGAGAUUUUUGACAGAUUUGAUUGUGGACAAAGAGAAUGUAAAGUCGAGAUCCUAAAAAAAAAGGCUUACCAAAAAAAGAGACGUCUGUGAAGUGAAGAAUGGGCAUUUCAAAGGGUCUCGACUUGUGUACUGGUGAUAAUGCUGAUGUGGAAGAAGAUAUUUAUUAAAUGUGAUGCCAUUUAGGUGAUCAUUUCUGACCUC